Messenger RNA from Empidonax traillii (willow flycatcher), 2678 nucleotides. RefSeq names its product glycerol-3-phosphate dehydrogenase 2 (gene GPD2). Gene Ontology annotation, molecular function: glycerol-3-phosphate dehydrogenase (quinone) activity; calcium ion binding. The coding region runs from base 123 to 2300 and encodes 725 amino acids. The transcript is spliced from 17 exons. Gene Ontology annotation, cellular component: mitochondrion; glycerol-3-phosphate dehydrogenase (FAD) complex. Gene Ontology annotation, biological process: glycerol-3-phosphate metabolic process. The record is from RefSeq and is a predicted model, not a curated record. NCBI's taxonomy places the organism in Eukaryota, Metazoa, Chordata, Aves, Passeriformes, Tyrannidae.
GCGGAGCUCGGGGGAGCCGGGCUGGCUGCUGCAGGCGGAGGGCGGGCGGCACAGAGCCGCCCUCCUUCCUUGUGCUGCCGCCGGCCGAGCCGCCCGCGCCGGACCGCGGGCUCCGGUAAAAAAUGGCAUUUCGGAAGGCAGUGAAAGGAACUGCUCUCAUUGGAGGAGGUGCCAUAGCAACAGUUUUUGGCCUCUCUCAAUUUUCUCAGUAUAGAAACAAACACGGUGCCUUGGUGCAGGUUCAGGCUGCAGAGGUUGUUCCAGUAAAGAACCAUCUCCCCACGAGAGAACAGCAGAUUUUGGCCCUGCAAACCAACAGUGAAUUUGAUGUCAUUGUCAUAGGAGGAGGAGCAACGGGCUGUGGCUGUGCUCUGGAUGCAGCCACCAGAGGACUAAAAACAGCCCUUCUAGAAAGAUAUGAUUUCUCAUCGGGGACCAGCAGCAGGAGCACUAAAUUGAUCCACGGUGGAGUGAGGUACCUCCAGAAGGCCAUCAUGAAGUUGGAUUUCGAGCAGUACAGGAUGGUGAAGGAGGCGCUGGAGGAGCGCGCACACCUGCUGCAGAGCGCCCCGCACCUCUCCGCUCCGCUGCCCAUCAUGCUGCCCAUCUACAAAUGGUGGCAGCUGCCCUACUACUGGAUUGGGAUAAAGCUCUAUGACCUGGUGGCAGGAAGCCAGUGCCUGAAGAGCAGUUAUGUCCUCACCAAGUCGAGAGCCUUGGAGCUGUUCCCGAUGCUGCGCAAGGACAAGCUGGUUGGAGCUAUUGUCUACUACGAUGGACAGCACAACGACGCGCGCAUGAACCUGGCCAUCGCCCUGACGGCCGCGCGCUACGGCGCUGCCACCGCCAAUUACGCCGAGGUGCGGCGCCUGCUCAAGACCACCGACCCGGCCAGCGGGAAGCUUCGCGUCUGCGGGGUGCGCUGCAGGGACGUCCUGACCGGGAAGGAAUUUGAUGUCAGAGCCAAGUGUGUUAUCAAUGCUACGGGACCUUUCACAGACUCCGUGCGCAAAAUGGAUGAUGAGGAAGUGCCCAACAUCUGUCAGCCCAGCGCAGGAGUGCACAUCGUGAUGCCUGGUUAUUACAGCCCUGACAACAUGGGGUUGCUGGAUCCAGCCACCAGCGACGGCAGGGUGAUUUUCUUCCUGCCCUGGGAGAAGAUGACGAUCGCAGGGACCACGGACAGCCCCACCGAUGUCACCUCCCACCCCAUCCCCACGGAGGAGGACAUCAACUUCAUCCUGAGCGAAGUGCGCAACUACCUGGGCGCCGACGUGGAAGUGAGGAGAGGAGACGUGCUGGCAGCGUGGAGCGGGAUCCGGCCCCUGGUCACAGACCCCAACUCCAAGGACACGCAGUCCAUCUCGCGCAACCACGUGGUGACCAUCAGCGACAGCGGCCUCGUCACCAUCGCAGGGGGGAAGUGGACAACCUACCGUGCCAUGGCGCGGGACACCAUCGACGCAGCCAUUCAGGAGCACAACCUGAAGGCAGGAUCCAGUAAAACCAUGGGGCUGCGGCUGGAGGGGGCUCACGACUGGAGCCCCACACUCUACAUCAGGCUGGUCCAAGACUACGGACUUGAAAGCGAGGUGGCUCAGCACUUGGCUUCCACCUACGGGGACAAGGCUUUUGAGGUGGCCAAAAUAGCCCAGGUCACAGGGAAGAGGUGGCCAAUUGUUGGAAAACGUCUGGUGUCUGAAUUCCCUUACAUUGAAGCUGAGGUGGUGUAUGGAGUGAAGGAGUAUGCCCGCACCGCCGUGGACAUCAUCUCCCGCCGCACCCGCCUGGCCUUCCUCAACGUGCAGGCGGCGGAGGAGGCCCUGCCCAGGAUCGUGGACAUCAUGGGCAAAGAACUCAACUGGAGCGAGCAGAAGAAGAAGGAAGAGCUUGAAACUGCGAGAAAAUUUCUCUAUUAUGAAAUGGGCUACAAAGUAAAAACAGAUCAAUUGACAGACAGCUCUGAAAUCAGCCUAGUGCCUUCAGAUAUUGAGAGGUACAAGAAGCGGUUCCACAUGUUUGACAAGGACAAGAAGGGCUUUAUCACCAUCCUGGACGUGCAGCGUGUCCUGCAGAGCAUCAGCGUGCAGAUCGCCGAGAACACGCUCCACGAGAUCCUCAACGAGGUGGAUCUCAACAAGAACGGGCAGGUGGAGCUCAACGAGUUCCUGCAGCUGAUGAGUGCCAUCCAGAAGGGCCACGUGUCGGGCAGCAGGCUGGCUGUGCUGAUGAAGAGCGCCGAGGAGAACCUGCGGCGCCGCGCCGCCAUCCCGGUGGACCGGAGCGGGGGCGGCGUCUGAACCCACUCCCACCCCACCCCACGGCUGCCUGGAGCUGCUGAGAACAUUCCAGAGCUUCUGCCCUCCCCACUGGCCCAGGUGCCCAGAGCUCUUCCACAAUGCGUUGGUGCGUUUGUCCGUGUCAUUAACGAUUUUCCUGCUGCUCUGGUUCGUGGCCUUCGGGUCGGGGCUUCUGCAGUCCCUGGGGUUUCUUAGCAAGGGUUCAGGAACACAGGCUGGGAGGGUUUGGGGGCACACACAAGCACGUGCUGCCUUGGUCAUUAACUUUUCACUUUAAUCUUUAAAGCAGAGGAUGCUCAGAGUGAAUCCUGCCAUUAAACGCGUUGAGUUCUCCAAAUACAAACCCGGUAUCUCAAAGCUGCUGCUGUGCCUUCAGCA